Triticum turgidum subsp. durum (durum wheat) is the source of this 1182-nucleotide messenger RNA. The record is from the annotation of a GenBank genome assembly. Lineage: Eukaryota; Viridiplantae; Streptophyta; Magnoliopsida; Poales; Poaceae.
AUGGCGGACUGGUCGGCUCUUCCGUCGGACCUCGUCCGCAGCGUCGCCGACCGCCUGCUCGCCGCGGCAAGCGACGUCGACUACUACAUGCACAUGCGCGCCGUCUGCCACGGCUGGCGCCUGGCCACGGCCGAUCCAUGCGGCGGUGCUGGCCUCCUCCGUUUCCGUCCCCGGCACUGGAUCAUGCUGGACGACGGCGAGGUGGAGCAGCCGGUCCAUGACGAGGGCGGUGUCCGCCUCUUCCUCAACGUGGCCACCGGCCGCGUGCUCCGCCGGCGCGUCCCGCAGCUCCGGGACCAUGUCCUCGUCGCCGCCUCCGACGGCCUCCUCGUCCUGGGCGACAAGAAGUAUCCGCACCGUGCCAGCGUCCUCAACCCUUUGACGGGCUCCUUGGUCCGCUUCGCCGCCGCCAUACCCCGCGUGAACCGGGUGCGAGCAGCGGUGACCGGCUCCGAGGACGAUCGGUCCCUCUCGCUUGUCUUCUCCUUGUACCACGACCCCUACAGCGACGCUAUCACGUGCGCGCACCCGACAGCCGCCCGACUCUCGCCGGUGCAGCUCCCAUACUACGUCGGUGCCGGCCCCUUCCACAGCUUGAAGCAAGAGAACAUGGUCGCCUACCGAGGACACGUCUACGUGGCCGACCGCGACGGGCUGAUUGUCAGGUUCGUCGUCCCGUCGGCGCAGCACAACCAGCACUGCCACGCCAAACUCAUAGUCUCGGCCGUACCUUCAUCGGAGAACACCGGUCGCUUCGGCCGAGCUUUUCUCGUGGCGUCCGGCGGGGAUCUGCUGCUCGUCCGUCUGUAUCACCUCCGGCGACGGCGGGCCGUGGAGGUCUUCAGGGUCGACGUGGAGCGGAAGGCGCCGCUGGAGCGCGUGAGGAGCAUCGGCCGCCACGCGCUCUUCCUUGGCGGCAGGUGUGUGUCUGUCAACGCCAGUGAGCUUCCUUCCGUCGACGGCGAAUGCGUGUACCUCGCCUCGGAGAGCGGCAAUGUUGCUUGGAGGUACGAUCUCCGAGACGGCGGCGAGACGAUGAUCUCGGGCUUUGAUGCUCGGCCGUUUGGCUUGGUUCAGGUGCUGCUCAACUACUGCGUCGUGCUACCCGAUGCAAAGGCUCAGCUUCACUCUGUCUACAGGACGGAGUGUUUGCUAUCGGUUCAGAGUUCAGAGUCAGACUAA